AUGCCAGCAGGAGUAUCUUGGGGUCAAUAUCUAAAAUUUUCUACAUGUGCUCUAUUAUCAAUGUUUGCUGGCUCACAACUAGUACAUAUUUACUAUCGCCCAUUGGAUGAUAUAAAUAAAUAUGUUGAAAAACUGGAACAGGAACAAAAAGUAACCAAAUAGUAUAACAGAUGGUUUUAGACAGUUAUUUAUUCACUUAGAGAUGGUUGUAUUUAUAAGAAAUUGCAAACGUAACAUUGUUACUACUUUCUAAAUAAAUAUUAAUAAUGAUACCAGA
Anthonomus grandis grandis is the source of this 277-nucleotide messenger RNA. RefSeq names its product protein brawnin. Gene Ontology annotation, biological process: mitochondrial respiratory chain complex III assembly. NCBI's taxonomy places the organism in Eukaryota, Metazoa, Arthropoda, Insecta, Coleoptera, Curculionidae. Bases 1 to 162 code for a protein of 53 amino acids. The record is from RefSeq and is a predicted model, not a curated record. The transcript has a single exon.